Peniophora sp. CBMAI 1063 is the source of this 714-nucleotide messenger RNA. The record is from the annotation of a GenBank genome assembly. Lineage: Eukaryota; Fungi; Basidiomycota; Agaricomycetes; Russulales; Peniophoraceae.
AUGUACUCUAUGCGCCCGAAGACGUGCGAGUCUGGCUAUCCUUCGCACGACCGCGCCCUCAAGAGCCCGCCACCUCCCUACUCUCGUUCGCCCGUCAGCAAACCCCACAGAGACCGUCACGAGCCGGCGACCAGCGCGGUCUCUACCAAAAUUUACCCGCCUCAGAGUUACAUUGCAAUCUCAACCCAAGCCGUGUACUCGGGACAAACACCCAUGCUCGCGCGGAUAGCACUGACGGACUACUGGGGUACCGUCUUACUCGAUACAUUCGUUCAACCUACUCAGGUCGUCACUCACUACGGGACGCUCGCUCAUCAGUAUCAUCAGCAACUUCACGUCGCGCCUACGAUAGACGCCGUUCGACAGCAAGUUGCGGCACACAUCCACCAAAACCGGAUACUCGUCGGAUAUGCUAUUUGGAGCUCUCUUGCCGCACUGAAUUUAUCCCACCCCGCCAUUUCGACGCGCGAUUGCGCUGUCUUUGAGCCAUUCCUUCAUCACCUUCGGACAACACAGAUGCCGCCGCUUUCCAUCCUCGCCAACCGCUUUCUCGGUCGGAGUCUUGGCCUUAUCGAGCCCGAGCAUCCUGUUGAGUCCGCACGGGCGGCGCUUGACCUAUUUCGCUCGACUGAACAGCGUUGGGAAGAUCUCAUCGAUCAAGGGCGUUGGCCGUGCAGUCUUCCCCCGCAGAUAUACGGCGUCUAUUUCACUUGA